Molecule: messenger RNA, 2466 nt
Organism: Scleropages formosus (Asian bonytongue)
Lineage: Eukaryota; Metazoa; Chordata; Actinopteri; Osteoglossiformes; Osteoglossidae
Gene: cdh16
Product: cadherin 16, KSP-cadherin
Exons: 17
Coding region: 1-2466 (821 amino acids)
Biological process (GO): adherens junction organization; cell-cell adhesion mediated by cadherin; multicellular organism development
Cellular component (GO): plasma membrane; adherens junction; catenin complex
Molecular function (GO): cadherin binding; calcium ion binding; beta-catenin binding
Source: RefSeq, a predicted model, not a curated record
AUGGCAGAGGCCUUAUCCACCUGGAUCGUUGCACUGAAUGUUGUGGUGCUGCGGGCUGUAGGGCCAUGCAGCGGAGUGGGGCUCAAGAUAGCUGUGCCUGAGAACUACGAUGGUAUUUUCCCCUGGUACCUUUCCAAGCUACCGAACCUUCCUGUUGAGUAUGGCAACGUCACCGUCAGUGGGGACAAUGAGGCCAUUUUUGGGGUGGAUUCGGGGUUCCUGUAUGCUUUGAAGCCCCUUGACAGAGAGAAACAGCCUUCCUACUCAUUGCAGGUGUCCUUCACCGCCAGCGGGAAAACGCAGAGCUUCACCGUUGAGGUGCGUGUCAGUGACAAGAACGACAACGUGCCCAAGUUUUUGGAAGAGAGCCUAAGAGGAACUGUUCAACUGGGCCUCCUCAAAGGUAUCUCGUUCAUGAGGCUCAAAGCCAUCGAUCGAGACGACCCAGACACACCCCAUGCUGAACUACGCUACAGCCUGAUGGGCCAAAACCCCAGGAUUCCUUCCAGCCAGAUGUUCUUCAUCGAUGCUCGGUUAGGAGACGUGUCUCUGACCGAGGAAGGGGCUUCCAGUUUGGACCCGGAGAUGUGUGGACGCUACCGGCUAACUGUGAUGGUCAAGGACAUGGCAGGAAGACCAACAGGGUUUUAUUCAACAGGCACUGUCACCGUGGAGGUGACAGGCAACACCUGGGGUCCACCAGAUCCCGUUCGGCUGCAGGAAAAUCUACCUGGCCCAUAUCCAAUCCCCAUAUCACAGGUGAAGUGGAGUGGAAGUCCUGCAGAAUACAGUCUUGAGGGGGAGUUUCCUGAGAUGCUCUUUACAAUCAGCAGGGAGGGCAUUGUAUACCUGAAUGCACCCCUGGACAGGGAGACCCAGGACCAGUUCCACAUCAGAAUUGUGGUGGAGCAGCCCGACAUUGGAGAGAUUGGAAACCCUGUGGAGCUACUGGUGAUGGUGGGAGAUGCCAAUGACAACAGGCCCACAUUUCCUCAGACGCACUACCAGGCAGUGGUGAAGGAGCUUGCUUCUCGAGGAACAGAGAUCCUCACUGUCCAGGCAGCAGACAAUGACGACCCCAAGACCGACAACGUGCGCAUCUCCUAUCGCUUGGUGGCUCAGAUCCCUGAGCGGCCACGGGCCUUGUUCCUCGUGGACCGUGACUCGGGGGUCAUCUCUCUCCAGGGAGACAGCCUGGAAGGUGCUGCCCUACAGUACACAUUGACAGUGGUGGCUGAGGAUGCCAAAGGACUGAACAGCUCCUGCACGGUCGUGGUGAAUGUGCUCGAUGAGAACAACCACCCACCCGUGUUCCCUCAGAGGGAGUAUGGGCCAUUCCACCUCCCUGAGGGCUCCUGUGUGGGUGCCACGGUAACAACUCUCUCUGCCUGGGAUGGGGACCAGAUCGGGAAGGACAGCUGGCGGGUGGAUUACGAGCUCGAGUCAGGGGAUGCCGAGGAGAUCUUCGCUCUGGUGGGGGACGAAACCACCAAUGAGGUCUCCCUAAUCCUUCAAAAGGCACUGGAUUAUGAAAACGUACGUCAGUACACCUUGGUUCUCAGUGCCCGGAACCCAGAGCCCUUGAUCCGAGCAGAGUAUGGACCAGCGUCCACAGCAACUGUGUCCAUUAUCGUUGAUGACGUCAACGAAAGCCCUACUCUACCUGAGACCCACUACGAAGUGUCUGUGAGGGAAGGAGAGGAGCCAGGAAGGGUCAUCGCCACAAUCCAGGGCUCUGACCCCGACUCACACCCCAUUAGGUACUCGCUGCGAGGGGACACCAGGGGCUAUUUUUCCAUCGAUGCCAACACAGGCGAGCUGAGGGCAGCCCAGGCCCUAGACAGGGAGGAGAACAGCACCUACACGAUGGAGCUUGUGGCCGAGGAUGGAAUGAACUCCUCGCUCUCAGCCACAGCCCUAGUGACAGUUCACAUCCUGGACAUCAAUGACAACAGUCCCGUGCUGGUAGGGGACUACUCGUGGAAGUACCUGUGCACACCGCGCUGGGAGGACCAGGCCCUGCUGCUGGCCUCACGGGACAGUGACAGCCCUCAGCACGGAGGCAGGCUCAACUUUUCCCUGGGGAGUGACCCUGCCGUGCGGCGUGACUGGAAGCUCACACCCGUCAAUGAUACCCACACUAACCUGUCCAUGAACACACCUUACCUGGCUCCAGAAGUAUACACAGUUCCCUUCACCAUCUCUGACAGCAGCACACCUCCCCGGAGCACCUUCAUCAACCUGCCAGUAACCGUGUGCCCCUGCAACACAAGGGGGAACUGCAGAACGGCUGCCAAGCAGUUGCAGGGCAUGCCCACCAUCCAGUCCACCUUGGGCAUCUUGCUGGGCACUGCAGGGGUCAUAGGGAUUAUUCUCAUAGUUGUCUUUGUGAGGUUACCCUAUCAGAAUCCGAAACCACAAAGCAAAGCCAAACAGGAGACGGUCCCCUUGAAAAGCUCAGCCUAA